AUGCAGGGGGACGGCAACCUUGUGAUCUACACCAGCUCUGAUAAAGCGGUGUGGGACAGUAAAACCCACGGCCAUCAGGAUCCAAGGAUGCGGCUGGCCUUGACUGAUGAAGGUCAGCUGAUUGUCCCAUGGAACCCGGAGGUCGACUUGUGUUGGUUCACUCUGUUGUGUGGCGUGUGUGAGCCGGAGUGGUGCGACUCUGAAGACCCGCUCUUCAUCCUGUACACCAGCGGCUCCACCGGCAAACCGAAGGGCGUUCUUCACAUGGUCGGCGGCUACAUGCUGUACGCCGCCACCACCUUCAAGCUGGUGUUUGACUACCAGCCUGACGACGUGUACUGGUGCACGGCAGACAUCGGCUGGAUCACGGGCCACUCCUACAUCACCUACGGCCCGCUGGCCAACGGCGCCACCAGUGUCCUGUUUGAGGGCCUGCCCACUUACCCCGACGUGAGCCGCAUGUGGGAGAUUGUGGACAAAUAUCACGUGAGCAAGUUCUACACGGCUCCCACCGCCAUCCGACUGCUGAUGAAGUACGGCAGCGAGCCGGUACAGAAGUACAAGCGACAGUCUCUGAAGGUGUUGGGUACCGUCGGCGAGCCCAUCAACCCCGAGGCCUGGCAGUGGUACUACACCGUGGUGGGAGAGAAGAGAUGUCCCAUCGUCGACACGUUCUGGCAGACAGAAACUGGUGGCCAUGUGUUGACUCCCCUGCCUGCCGCCACACCCAUGAAGCCUGGAUCUGCUACGUUCCCGUUCUUCGGAGUGGUGCCGGCCAUCCUGAACGAGUCGGGAGAGGAGCUGGAGGGGCCGAGCGAAGGAUACCUGGUCUUCAAGCAGCCGUGGCCCGGCGUCAUGAGGACCGUGUACGGGAACCACCAGCGGUUUGAGACCACCUACUUCAGGAAGUUCCCGGGGUACUACGUCACUGGAGACGGUUGCCGUAGAGACGAGGACGGCUACUAUUGGAUCACAGGGAGGAUCGACGACAUGCUGAACGUCUCAGGACACUUGCUGAGCACGGCGGAGGUGGAGUCGGCUCUGGUGGAGCACGAGGCGGUGGCGGAGGCGGCCGUGGUGGGCAGACCUCACGCCGUCAAAGGAGAGAGCCUGUACUGCUUCGUAACGCUGACCGACGGAGUGGCGUACAGCUGCUCGCUGGAGGCUGAGCUCAAAAAACAGGUGAGGGAGAAGAUCGGUGCCAUCGCCACACCGGACUACAUCCAGAACGCUCCGGGACUCCCCAAGACCAGAUCUGGUAAGAUCAUGCGGCGGGUGCUGCGUAAGAUCGCCCGUAACGACCGGGACCUGGGCGACGUCUCCACGCUGGCCGACUCCUCGGUCAUCGAGCAGCUCUUCCAGAACCGCUGCUGCACCGCGGUGUGACGGCCACGCCUGCAGGGGGCGCCGUGCAGAGCCUUUUGAAGGAGGCCCAGGAAGACCGAGGCUGCACGCCAGCAGCCACACACACAACCAGGGAAAAGGAUCAGGAGGAGAAAUUCCACCAUGAGUAACGGCUGUGAAGUCGAGGCGGUCUCAGUCUUGUCCAGUAAACAACCCUCAGCUCCUGACGGUGUGCUGCAGAGCCCUCUUACACUCUGAUAUAGAUAUAAUGUAAUAUAGAUGUGAUUAUCAGGGCUGAGACUUCUGCAUCCUGACUUUCACUAACCAUGAUCACCGUUUCACCAGCGAACACCUUCUCCAAGAGAGAGAGAGCUGGUAGAAUAAUCUAGAAGCAAAUACCCUCACAGUUAUCUGGUCUCUAAAUUAAUAGUAUUUCUUGACAACAAAUAAUAAUAAAAAAAUAUAUAUAUCUCAGGAAUUAAUCGCCAUAGGUGGGGGCUGCCGGAGGUUGUUUCUGGGUAGGAUCUAGCUGUGUGGAAAACAAAAUCAAUAUAACAGGGUAACAGCUCACUUGGUUUUAUUCCAGUGUUUUAACUUUGCACUUCCUGUGCAGCUGCUACACUCUGCAGAUUCACUCCAGUGUGUGUGUGCGUCAUGUGAUGGAGAGAUUUACACGCUGUGGCGUCACCACACUGAUAUAUUGAUAAAUCUAUGGAUUAAUCCACUGGAAUAAGGCCACCGUGAAGUGAUACCCGUCGUCUCCCGAUACACAGUGCUGUUCUGUCCACUUAGACCUGAGAAAGCUCAACACUGCUAGUUUUAAUUUCUAUUGUUUUGUUUUUUUCUUUCUUUAAACAAAUAUGUAGAUCUGGGUCGCUAUGUUGUUGUUUUUUUUUUAUGUUGAUUCAUUGUUUGAUGUAGGAUUGGUUUGGUCUGUCCGUCUACACUCCUGUCUGUUUUUAGUCGCGGAGACGAGAUUCGUCUCUCCGUCGGUCUGGUGGAAAUUCAAAGGGAGUUUGCUGUCGCUGUGCAGCUCCAUUCAGCUCAUCACUUUCCCUCCAAACCAACUUUUAGUAGCUCUGAUGUUGAGGAACGGUGUCUGUCAGACUGUAAGGAAACUCCUAAAAAAAACCUUCUCAAGCAAAAGAAAUCUGCAAGUUGCUGUGUGGCCAAUGGGUGGUCAAGUGAUUUGAAUGCAGACGC
Molecule: messenger RNA, 2547 nt
Organism: Myripristis murdjan (pinecone soldierfish)
Lineage: Eukaryota; Metazoa; Chordata; Actinopteri; Holocentriformes; Holocentridae
Product: acetyl-coenzyme A synthetase, cytoplasmic-like
Exons: 12
Coding region: 1-1386 (461 amino acids)
Biological process (GO): acetyl-CoA biosynthetic process
Cellular component (GO): cytoplasm
Molecular function (GO): acetyl-CoA synthetase activity
Source: RefSeq, a predicted model, not a curated record